AUGGCCUUCGAAAGUGUUGACGCACGAUCAAAGAGGCUGAGCGCCGAGGUAUCCUCAAAACUGAAGGGGACAGUCAUGGUCUCCUUGGAUUCUCUAUUGGUUGAUCCUAAAACAUGUCCUGACCCGAAAAACGUGGGCCGUCUUGCCAAAAUCUUCAAUUCAGAAGGCUGCGACCGCAUGAACCCACGCCAUUUCAUUCCGGGGAACGUACAAGAAGAAGUGCUGCAGGCAUCACUACGCUAUUCUGGCAUCACCCUACAUGAUCUACGGAGUACCGAACGACGACAUCUCCGCUUCCCACCCGGCUGUCACGUAGAGUGCCUCCAUGGGAAACACCGGGUGGCGGCACUCCGUAAAACGAAACAUGAGAAAUGGUGGACGGUCGAGCUCUAUGUCGAGAUCUGCAGCUACCCGACGAACUCGCUGGAUGCCAAUAGAUGGCGGUCGAGGCUUACCACACAUAAGAACGAAAUCCUAAGAAGGUUACUCAAGCAUCCCACGCUAUCACCGGCUCUCAGGAGGACGAUGCAGAUUCCAGGUUUGCGUCGAGGACUUCAGCUUGGGGUUUGGAGCAAGGUGCUAGCGGACAAGUACGAAGAGGAAGUCCUGCACGGCCUCCAACACGUGUACGAGGUGUGGAAACGCAUUCUGGGGUCCGGGGCAGCUCUGGAAUUCGUGGAUGGCGACACAGUCCGGGAGUUCGAGAGCCGUGCACCAGGAGCAUCACAGCGCGACUACUUCCACGUUUCCGAGGCUAUCCGGAGGAAUGUGGCUCUCCGGCGCCUGACCGAUGAUGAAAGACGACAGCAGGUGUUGAGCAAUCUCCAGCAGGUCGAUACGUUAAUCCCUUCCAUGUAUACCUUGCAGAAGGACUUCAAAUAUGUGCGCCAGUGCACAAGCGUCAUGAGAAAGCUUAUCUUGGGCUCGUCUCGGUUUCCAAUGACCGUUCAGGCUAUCGCUUUUCACGCGUUCCAAAGCGAGAAGCCAUCUGGGCAUAGCCACGAAGCAGAAUUGCUUGGAAGUAUGAAAUGCCUCUACCUGCAUAUCAUGCAAAACCUUGUUGAACUCUCGGGAGAGAACACCCUCUUAGAAGACGACGAAGCAAAGCAGGAGGCACGCCAAUAUGACCAAACAGCCUGGCAUCGGCUCGCGAUACGAGCUCGGGACCUAGGCUUUGCCUCGGGCGAGAUCACGCGACACUGUCAAUUAGAUCCGGACAUAGAGGCAGCGAAACGAAUCAUGCUGAUCGCUCGUCCGGCGUUAUGCUUCGCCUACGGAUCAAACUUUGAGAAGCUCGCAAAUAUAGUGGCGGGUGUGUUCAAGGAGGCACAGCCAAUACAGUUACAGGGCGUUCAACCCGCCCUCACCACGUCAUCCCUGGGUGAGCCCCUCGCGAGGAGGUACGGUCGCCAGUACUCCGGAUCUUACGCUCAGAAUCGCCAGUGUCUCACGGUCCACUGGUUCACCUGCCCAAUAGAAAAGGGUCCCGAGAUUACGUCUCUGUUCGUCAGGCGAUCUGUUUUCCAUACCUUUUGGGGUCCACACGGCAUCCAUCAAGAGGACAGCGUGAACGCAUCCAUGUCGGACACAUCCAUGUCGGAGUUGUCGGAAGUCGAAUCGGAUGCUGAAGAACCAAACCAACCAAACGGAUCUUCCGCUGAAGCUCCUGUCGAGGAUAACGAGAUGGAAGAUGCGCCCGCUCUCUCCCAGCUUCAGAAACGCAAUCGACCACGCAUGGCACGCAAAAGGCAACAGCAAAACGUAGGAGCCACCAAGGGAAAAAUACAAAAGAGAGGCCCUGACGGUGGAAGCUCAACAGUCACUGCGCUACAGCGGAGCCUACAAGUCAGCAAGCCUGCACCUCAAGAGACAGGUCUCGGGGACCGGAGCUCGGCACUCACCACGUUCAUUCCUGGCUCUCUAGGUCUCAGUCGGGAGGCGCAAGUAGCAAGUCAAGCCGUUCUGCGGCUCGAUGACCGAGAGAUGACGAUUCUCAUCCGACGGAACGGAGAUUGGGUGGAUGCGAAGCCAUGCCGCCGGCGGUCUAUCGUUGAGGGGAUAGCCCAGGUGGAAAGAGAAAAUGAAGGACGGGAAUGGUUCCUUUUCGACAAGGACGGUCGUGGUAUUAAGCCGGCGGUCUGUCCUACCCUUCCAGAUGACUUUGUGUGCUUGAACACGGAGACGAGUGUUUUCCCGGCACAAGAAAUCCUGUGA
This is a messenger RNA of Verticillium dahliae VdLs.17, 2214 nucleotides long. RefSeq lists its product as uncharacterized. The transcript has 3 exons. The coding region runs from base 1 to 2214 and encodes 737 amino acids. NCBI's taxonomy places the organism in Eukaryota, Fungi, Ascomycota, Sordariomycetes, Glomerellales, Plectosphaerellaceae. The record is from RefSeq and is a predicted model, not a curated record.